Molecule: messenger RNA, 720 nt
Organism: Anoplophora glabripennis (Asian longhorned beetle)
Lineage: Eukaryota; Metazoa; Arthropoda; Insecta; Coleoptera; Cerambycidae
Exons: 2
Coding region: 1-720 (239 amino acids)
Biological process (GO): sensory perception of taste
Cellular component (GO): membrane; neuronal cell body; axon
Source: RefSeq, a predicted model, not a curated record
AUGGUACUUUUUUACUACUUAUACUCUGACAAAGAGAUCUUGGAAUCACACGGCAAUAUCAUUUACAAAAUAUGGUUCAUCCUAUACAUAACUUUAGAAGAAGUAUUUUGGCUUUACAUGGUCAUACUUAUAAAUGAAAUUGUACUGAACCUGAAAGAAAAAUACGAGGUUUUAAAUCAGAAGUUUGUACAGGUGCUUAAUAUAUCCGUAGAAAAUAAGUUUAUGAGCAAAGAUGUGGAUUUGAUGACCCUAAAAGAAAUAAAGAAAAUUAAAUUCUUAUACAGAUAUAUAAAUGAUUUGGUAGAACGUACGAACGAUUUACUUGGCUGGCCAACUUUUUGCUUGAUGGCAUACACCAUGUUGGAUGCGUUGACUAUUUUGAAUUGUUUGGUAGUUGGUGAAUACAUGCAACUGAUAUUUACUGAUACUUUGGAAUUGUUUGCAAUUAUUAUAUACACCGUGUAUAUAGCACUGUCAUGCGACUUUACAAGUUAUGAAGGUAAAAAGAUUAUUACAUUGUGCUACGAUCUAGAAGAUAAAUUUCCAAUGAAGUCGCCAAUUCGAAAAGAACUGCUAGAAGUAGCUGUACAGGCAAAACAUUUUCCUCCUAAGUUUGUUUCGAUGGGGUUAUUUGAUAUCAACAGGAAAAUCCUAUUGUCGAUGGUAGCCACCAUUACUACAUAUGUAAUUGCCAUUAUACAAUUUAAUAGUGUCUUAUGA